Messenger RNA from Pristis pectinata (smalltooth sawfish), 5462 nucleotides. Its product is annotated as dihydropyrimidinase-related protein 3-like. Gene Ontology annotation, molecular function: hydrolase activity, acting on carbon-nitrogen (but not peptide) bonds, in cyclic amides. The record is from RefSeq and is a predicted model, not a curated record. The coding region runs from base 302 to 2053 and encodes 583 amino acids. The transcript is spliced from 15 exons. Gene Ontology annotation, biological process: actin crosslink formation. Gene Ontology annotation, cellular component: cytoplasm; cytosol. Lineage: Eukaryota; Metazoa; Chordata; Chondrichthyes; Rhinopristiformes; Pristidae.
AUGCUGGGAGUAGCUCUAGCUCCGCCUGGCGGUGUGGCUCGAACGCGUCUCCCCUGUUCACUCACAGUCUGCCCUGGGCGAGGCGAGAGCUGCAGACAGCGAUCAAUAGCAGCUGGAGGAGGCGCAGCCCGACAGCAGCCUAUAGUCAGUCGCAGCACACUCGCACAGCGCUGCUAUUGUAUGGGCACGGGAGCAAAUCACGUCCCCGCAAGACUCGAGCAGACGCAGCUUGGAGAGAGUGAAAAAAGUGCUUACUUUUUAUUUUAUUUUUUGAACUCCAGACUAUAAUACUCUUAGCAAGAUGAUGUCGGGAUAUCAGGGUAAAAAGAAUAUUCCGCGGAUAACGAGUGAUCGACUGUUAAUCAAAGGAGGCCGGAUUGUCAACGAUGACCAGUCCUUUUAUGCUGACCUCUACAUGGAAGAUGGACUCAUCAAGCAAAUAGGUGACAAUCUGAUUGUCCCUGGAGGAGUGAAGAUCAUCGAGGCUAAUGGCAAGAUGGUUAUCCCUGGGGGAAUUGAUGUGCACACCCACUUUCAGAUGCCGUACAAGGGGACCACCACUGUGGAUGAUUUUGUUCAAGGAACAAAGGCUGCCCUGGCAGGUGGAACCACCAUGAUAAUUGACCAUGUGAUCCCGGACCCCGAGAGCAGCGUCAUCGCCGCGUACGAGAAGUGGCGGGAGUGGGCGGAUAGCAAGUCGUGCUGUGAUUACGCCCUUCACGUGGACAUCACUGACUGGAACGAGGGGGUUAAGGAAGAAAUUCAGACCCUGAUCAAAGAGAAAGGUGUGAAUUCCUUCCUUGUCUACAUGGCUUAUAAAGAUUUAUAUCAAAUGUCAAAUGCUGAGCUCUAUGACAUCUGUAAGUAUGUGGGUGACCUUGGAGCAAUAAUACAAGUCCACGCGGAGAAUGGCGACAUCAUUGCCCAGGAACAAAGGCACUUGCUGGAGAUGGGGAUCAGUGGCCCAGAGGGGCACGUACUUAGUCGACCAGAGGAGCUGGAAGCAGAAGCUGUGUUCCGUGCAAUCACAAUUGCUGGCCAGACCAACUGUCCCCUCUAUGUCACAAAAGUAAUGAGUAAGACUGCAGCAGACAUCAUCGCCCAAGCCAAGAAAAAAGGAAACGUUGUGUUUGGAGAGCCGAUCAGUGCCAGCCUUGGCACAGAUGGCACACACUAUUGGAGCAAAAAUUGGGCCAAGGCUGCAGCUUUUGUGACUUCACCGCCACUCAGCCCCGAUCCCACCACUCCUGAUUACCUGAUCUCCCUCUUAUCAAGCGGUGACUUGCAAAUAGUGGGAAGCGCCCACUGCACGUUCAGCACAGCCCAGAAGGCAAUUGGAAAGGAUGACUUCACCCAGAUUCCCGAGGGUACAAAUGGAGCCGAGGAGCGCAUGUCCAUUAUCUGGGACAAGGCCGUGGCGACUGGUAAAAUGGAUGAGAACAUGUUUGUGGCUGUAACAAGCACCAAUGCUGCCAAAAUCUUCAACCUGUAUCCAAGAAAAGGCAGAGUGGCAGUUGGGUCGGAUAGUGAUCUAGUAAUUUGGGAUCCGGAUGCAGUGAAGACCGUGUCUGCCAAAACCCACCAAUCGGCUGCCGAGUACAACAUCUUUGAAGGGACGGAGUUAUGUGGGGCUCCUGUUGUUGUCAUUAGCCAGGGGAAGAUUGUGCUGGAAGAUGGAAACCUUCACGUCACUCCAGGAAAUGGGCGCUUUGUCCCCUGUAAGCCCUUCUCAGACUAUGUACACAAGCGCAUCAAGGCACGGAAACAGUUGGCACAGGUGCGUGGCGUACCCAGAGGAAUGUACGAUGGUCCAGUGUACGACCUAGGCACCCCUAAAGCAGGAACCCCCUCAGCAUCAGCCAAGACCUCCCCUUCGAAACAGCCCCAACCAGUUCGAAAUCUACACCAGUCUGGCUUCAGCCUUUCCGGAAGAACUUCUGAUGGUUUAACAAAAUCUAAUGCAGGAGCUCAAGUGGAUGACGGCCCUCGUCGCAGUGGUCACCGCAUCGUCGCGCCCCCUGGCGGCCGUUCAAACAUCACCUCACUCAGCUGAAGUCUGCAGCAGGAAAGGAGGGAUAGAGAGACAGAAAGAGAGGAGAGAAAGGGGAGUGGGAGGGGCGGGUGGGGGAAGAAAGAAAUCAUGCCAUAAUGAUGACACAUUGCAAAAAAAAAAUCAAGAAGUUAAUUGUUUGUCCUACAUGAAAAAUAAAUUGUUACUUUGGAUUGAAUAUUGACAGUGCCUCAAGCCUUAUUGAUGAGAAAGCUACUUUGCCAUUGCUUUAAUAAUGUCUUGUUUUCAUUUAUUUAGUCUUAGGACGUCAGAGUUUACCCGUUGAUAGUAAGGAUGCAAAGAUUACAGUUAUCCAUUAAUCGAUUUUAACAGCAAACUCAACCCUGCCAUUGCUUCCCACUCUAGCACCUCCAGUAACACCUGUUUUACCCUAUGUCCAUUCCAAUCUUCUUGCUUACAGAGGUCCCUACUGAUGAUGACCUACAGUGGGCUGGUCAGUUCUGCUUUGUCCUGUUGUCUUGUCAUAUAUGACUGCCUAUCACAAAAUAAAUUUUCAACUUCAUUUUACAUCUGUAAUCAAAUGCCCUUGAGAAUAGGCUUCAGAUCAGGUCUGAUAUCAAACUCAUGUUUUGCAUGUAAUCUUAUUUUUGAGUCUUUUGCUUAAUUUGGGGAAAAAUAGCAUUUUUACAUUCAGCACCUUCCUUCAGAUGGCUCCUAAUUCAUUGGAAAUGUUUUGAUUCUUUAUUGUCGAAACCUAGAAAGUUUGUUGUUCUCUGCUUUGAUUGCAAGUAUUAACUUUGUCAAGGAAAUCUUACUUUCCUUGUUUCCAGGCCAAUAGCCUUUGGUGGAAACUGCAGAGGAAUGCAACCUCUGCUAAAGCCAUUCUGUCAGUGUUGGCUUCUUUUGAGAGAGAGAGAGAGAGUGCUUGCUGAAUGUUUCUGAAGGCAGUUGUCCACCUUCCAACAUGGCUGCUACUUUUCCUGGAAUUAGUAAAAUUUAAUUGGAAUUAGUGAAAUUAUGGCAGUGUAGUGCUCCAGGCUGACAUCCCAAUUCCACUGUGAGCGCCCUCUUAGCAAGUCAAUGAUGUCAACCUCCACCAUGUCCAGUAAAUCGGACAAGAGACAAGUCAUUCACCCUGAAAUGCCAGUGUUUAACCUCUUCAAUAGUGUGAUUCAUCCUUUCUAACAUUCCCUUUACAGUUGAUUAAAACUGGCAGUCUUCACAUUUGUCCAGAGGGAGAAAAGAGGAAAAGCAAAAAAAAAGAUGCAUCACUUAGGCUCUCCAUAGAAUUCAGUAGAAGUCAAACGAUUUUGUGAAUUAAUGUUUUGCAGGUGAAAAGGUUGAUUCAAAACUUGUUUCUGCUAAUGGAGGUUUACAUUAACAUCUGUCCAAGUUGAUUCAAUUUAGUCAACUUGUAAACACUGUAGAUCAGAAAUCCCGAAGUCGUUGAGCUGAAAUAUCUCCCUCAGCUGGUGAAGAUUUAAUGUACUAAUGACCUGAGUGUCCUUAAACCAGGGGACUAAUCCAGCAUUCAGUAACCACACAUGGUUGUACACUGGCAUCAAUGGCAGCAAUUAGGAUUAGGAUUGGAAUUGACUGUGAGGCCUUCUCCAGUUGAGUGACCUUCCCUACAAUCAGGUGGGUAGAGUGGCCAGGUGUAUGUUCCAUUCACUGCGGGCAGGGACAGAAUUAUGAAAAGAAGCUCGAUUGUUACUGAUCUCUGAACUUUCCAAUUUGCCAAAAUCAAAUUUGUAAUUUUUCCCCCCUGUAACUUUAUGUUACAUGUACUGUAAUCAGUGCAUCCUUUUAAGCAACAGUAGCCUUUGAUCGGUAUUCACUUCAAACCUUGUGCAUGCUGCUGAAUCCUCCAGGAGUUGGCUUGUCAAGUCGUACAUUGCGUUAUUUCAAAGACCUAAAGUGCUUUCACACUUUUAUUUUGCUGCUUGCCUGUAUGUGUGUAUUAACGCACACACUCACACACUACCUCUCAACUCCAUGCUACUUAGAACCAUGAGAUAUUACAUCAAUGCAUUAUAUCAUUGUGAACUCUUUAGAAAGGAUUCUGUAUAAAUUUUAAUGAAAAUAUUUUAUCCAGCCAUCAAGCAGUACAGAAGCAGCUUGUUUUUCUUUUUGAACACUCCCAGAUUAUUUCCCUUAAUGUGUUGGUGGAAUGUUAAACUUGAGGGCCCCUGAACAAAUGCUUCCAAUACUUCAUGUUUGUUGGGGUUCAAGCUAUGUUGUCAAACAUUAUAGGCAGCUUCAUUCAUAAGCAUCUGGGAUAAAUUGUGUAAAAAGCAGCAUCCUAUUUCCCCCCCCCCCCCCCCCCCAACCCCCAAUACACAUUAGACAAUGGCACCGUUUUGGUCCCAGAAGACCUUCUUGCCAUGUAAAUGGUGGGUUUGCCAGAGAAAGGUGCCUUGACCCAGGUUAAUUAUCCCUUUCGUAAAAUCCAGCAAAGCACCCAAACUUGCCGCAAGCCACAUCCAGCGUGAAAUUUCGUGCAGGAAAGCCCGGCUAAAAUACAUCCCAGGUCAAAGCUGCCUCCUCCCCAGCACCCUCCGCAUCGUUGAAUGAAGUACCAAAGCAUCUAUCCUCAGUGAGUCCUUCCUCUUAUUUACAAUUGGCCUGUUGAUGUCUUUUCCCUCAUAGAAUUUCAGAAGAUUUAAGUAUUCAGAAUGAAAUUUACUAUUCAACUGAUGGAGACUAAUUACAAAUCUGUUUAGAUACAGGACUGACUUUUUUUUUCAGGAAACAGGUGGAUCAAAAUAGGUUGUAUUUUUAAAUCAGAAUUAUCAAUGGUUGAUAGAUUGCAUUGUAAAUAAUAUAUAAAAAGACAGCACAUCGGGGAUCUAUGUCAUUGCAGAAAGCAUUGAAAUGUAGUUACGCUUUACUCAAACUUUCUUUGCAGGGUGCUAGGGGACAGGGCUGCGAUCAAAUUAACAGGACACACAAAAUAUACUUCAUUUAGCUUUAAGACUUUAAAAUGGCUGCCUAUUCCCACCAUUUUAUUUCAUUUUGAGGCUCAUUAAUUGAAGGAGGCAAUCUCAUCAUCAGAUAUUUACACGUUACGACUUUUAAAUAUCUAAUGCUCUGCUUUUUUUUCCCUAUUGGUAAGGAGUGCUUUAUUUCACACACUGUGCAGACAGACAGCAAAGUGAUAUGGAGGCUGUUUUGAGUCUGUGUUCCAGGAUGUACUGGGUGUGUUGCUCGUAUUAGUAGGUGCAGAUUUUUUUAAUCUAAAAACGGAAAGUUAGAUUCUGUAGUUAAUGAGGUUUGAACAGCUCAUGAUUUUUAAUUGCCAUUUUCUUCCAAAAUCAUGUUUUAAAAAGGUGUAAGGACAACAUUACCAAGGUGAUUGAUGUUUAGAAAUUGUUUCUUGUAUUUAAUUAUGUUUGUAUCUACAGUACAUGUCUUGGACUAAUAAAUUUAUGCAAAUAUGGCUUCCCAAGGA